AUGGUGCCAUCUCGCUGCUGUCGAUGUUGCGCUGCGCUGGCUAUUAUCACUGCAGUGUCCGUGCUUGCCAAUGAGGCCCUGACUUCUCCGCGCAGCUUCGUGUCUCCUGGUGGCUCGGGGCCCCGUGGCGGGAACCGGCAAGGCACACCCGAGAAGGAGCGAAGCGACCAAGGACGUCUCGAAACAAUGCUGCAGAGAAACUGGGAAGGUUUCAAUGCGACCUACAGCAAACUUUGGACCGGUGAACAGCUGACUGCAGAUGAUGUUCAGCGAGAUUUGGAUGUCACUUUUGCAAUGUCAUUGGCAAUAGGCAUCUUCGAUUCGUAUGUGCGUGUUGCGCCACCGGCGCAGCCACCGGAUUGCGUAUCAUACAGUACGCGCGGAACGUGCUGCCCUUCCCUCGCAUGCUACAAGGACCUGCCCAUGGGCCUGAAGAUAUAUGUCACGCUGCUCCUUCUUCUGGCCAUGCGCGGCGGUGUGCGGAUGAUCAGCGAAAAUCCAUCUUUGAGUGCUGGCGGGAUUACUGGAAACUUGGAGAAAGACGUUCAUGCCUCCCUCUUUUUCAAACGGUUCAUGGCAGUGCGACCAAUGGACCUUGUGGCAUCAGCCGGCAAGUGGCUUCUGAAUCAGAGCAAAAGAUCUCGUGCAUCCAUGGAUUCGAGAUUGUCAGUUGGAGCUGCCGAGUCCACAGGGAGUGAGAUGGUGUCUGCCGACCUCCUUCAUGCCUUGCAGGGCUUAAGACGAAGCCAAGGUUCUUUGGGCUUGGGCCUGGGCCAUUGCAUGGGUGAGCCGGCCGCUCUCAUUCGAGCUGCUUCCGCUGGCUUCGGCGCCUUGGAAGAGUUUGGCGAAGCUGCGAAACAGCGUAAUGUGCCGAACCGCCCACCCUACAUUGCCUGCACGGAGGCAGCCUCAGUGCGUGCAGCAACCUGUCGCCGGCUACUGCGGAUAUGGCCAGGAGGCCCUGUGGAGGACUUUCGGAGCGUUGUGGGAGGCCUCAGUGGCUUCGAUAGCCUCGAAGCCCUUUCCAAGGCCCAGGUUGGGGUUCGAAGAGUCACGCUUUUCGACAUCAACCGGACACAGCUGCUCUACGGCGAGCUGGUCCUGGAGCUCCUGUGCCUAGCAAGUUCUCGUGAUGCCUUUCUGGCGUCCCUUUUCGGACGCUCGGAGAGGAAGUUCGGCAGAGUGCUUGGAGUUUCCAACAUGAUGGACUUUCUGGAUUUGCCAGUGAACAGAGACAUCGAGUCCUCGAUCGUAUGCCAGCUGCCGGCCAAGUUGCAAGGACUGUAUCGGACGGUGUUUACUUGCAUCUCCACACCAUGCGGUUGGCCAGUGGCCUGGCCAUCGUUCGGGCAACACGAGCUGCUUCCCAAGAGAAGGAGUUGCGUUGCUUCCCUGACAAAGUCGCAGAGGCGCCUCGGUGGCCAGAAGAAUGAGGCCUUCCAUGUAAACGAGUGCGGUUGGCUGAGGGAGGAAACGAGCUACUGUCGACUUCGUGCAUUGUUGAUGGAUCUUCGCGCAUCUGGCUCGCUGUCUUUUCAGCGGAGGAACCUGAAAGACAUGCAUCCAACUGAUGGACCGACAGUGCUCUUCAUCUCCAACAUCGACGGUUCACCGCAAUUCCUGGAUGAGUUGGCUCUGAAAGACCUGCGCCAGGGCCUUUCCCGAGGGCAUGGUGGGACGCUGCUUCUGUCAACUCGCCGGGCCGAGUGGCUGGCUGAGGACAGCCCGUCCUCAAGCGGCUGA
This is a messenger RNA of Symbiodinium sp. CCMP2456, 1743 nucleotides long. The record is from the annotation of a GenBank genome assembly. NCBI's taxonomy places the organism in Eukaryota, Dinophyceae, Suessiales, Symbiodiniaceae.